This is a messenger RNA of Diachasma alloeum, 1629 nucleotides long. RefSeq lists its product as uncharacterized. Bases 1 to 1629 code for a protein of 542 amino acids. Gene Ontology annotation, biological process: DNA integration. The transcript has a single exon. Lineage: Eukaryota; Metazoa; Arthropoda; Insecta; Hymenoptera; Braconidae. The record is from RefSeq and is a predicted model, not a curated record. Gene Ontology annotation, molecular function: nucleic acid binding.
AUGCUCCAGCUAGACCAGGUAGAAACUCACCUUUGGUCAGACUCAGCAGUAGCUCUCGCGUGGAUUAGGAGUCCGCCCUCGAGAUGGAAAGACUUCGUCCACAACAGAGUGGUAAAAAUCCAGGAAACUCUCCCGAAUGCCACUUGGAGACACGUCAGUGAGAAGGGGAAUCCAGCCGACUGCGCCUCCAGGGGCAUAACACCAUGUCAGCUAGCAGAUCAUCACCUCUGGUGGACAGGACCUGAUUGGAUAAAUCAGGACCCUGAAGACUGGCCACGAUCAACUAUCGAUGCUCCACCAAUGGACAUCCCAGAAGUGGCCAAAGAAGCGAAACCAGCAAAAUCUCACCCAGUCGUACAGAGAAUCAACGAGAUUGCCGAGCUCCUCAACAGAUACAGCACGAUGGCAAGGCUGUUAGCAGUAACAGUGACCAUCAACAGGGCCAUCGACAGAUUCAGGAGGCAGCCAAUGCCCCCGGGAUCUAUCUUGAUGACCAGAGAACUCAACGAUGCGAGAUUAUUUUGGGUAAAAAUAACACAACACCAGUACUUUGUUUCAGAACUCAGGGUACUUCUCAGAAAUCAACAACUACCUAGAAAUCACCAGUUAGCGAAACUCACCCCAACUCUGGACGAGGAGGGCAUCAUGAGACUUGGGGGACGCCUCAAGAACUCAGAACUCCAUCCAGAACAGAUCCACCCAAUAAUCUUGCCACGUCAGUCCAGAUUCACCACACUCGUCAUCGCAGAAGCUCACCAGAAGACCCUCCACGGAGGGACACAGCUCACCUUGGCCUACACUCAGCAACGCUAUUGGAUACUCGGUGGCAGGGGCACAGUCAGAGCCUAUAUCCUACGCUGUGCUAUCUGCGCCAGACACCGAGCUAGACAGGCUCAGCAACAGAUGGGACAAUUGCCCGCAACCAGAGUCUCACCAGCAAGAGCAUUUCUCCACACGGGGGUCGACUAUGCAGGUCCUUUUGCCAUCCUCAAAUGGAGACCCACGAAUGCUCAACCGGGAUCAGUGCACAUCGCAGUGUUCGUGUGCUUCACCACGUCAGCAGUUCACCUACAGCUCGUCAACAGGCAAACCACAGAAGCCUUCCUCGGAGCUUACAAGAGAUUCACCGGAAGACGAGGUAUUCCAGCAGUCAUGUACAGUGACAACGCCACCACCUUCGUCGGAGCAGCAGAUCAACUCGAAAGGCUCUAUCACCAAGCAUCUAAAGAAAAUCAACGUGUUCAGGCUGCUCUCGCCACCAAUGGCACUCAGUGGAGCUUCUCACCACCUAGAGCACCCCACUUUGGUGGCAAAUGGGAAGCAGCAGUAAAAUCAACGAAGCAUCACCUCAAGAGAGUCCUGGGAACGACAACGCUAACAUUUGAGGAACUCAACACAGUCUUAGUUCAGAUUGAAGCCUGCCUAAACUCCUGGCCAAUCUGUCCGAUGUCAGACGACCCAGAAGAUCUUCAGGUUCUCACCCCAGGACACUUCUUAAUCGGCGAGCCUCUACAGAUAGUACCAGAGUCAUCCUACGUCGACGAGAAUCCCCUCAAGAUGAGGAGAUGGAACCUCGUGACACGGAUAGUUCAACAGUUCUGGUCCAGGUGGUCCAAAGAGUGUCUCUAA